AGUGACAACACUAAGCAGGUCAACAGUGGUCUGUGCGCCUGCGUUUCAAGUAGAGCUGGAAAAACAGGCGGCGCAGGUUCCUCUGAACAGCAGCGUUGAUAUGUUAAGAGCAACCCGGUUUUAAGGGAGUAGUAUCGAUUGUUUGCAUGCUGAUUUCCUGAAAACGUGACGGAGACCCAGCUCAAUUAUACAACAUCGCGAUUCUCUGACCGACGCGACUGCCCCUGAAGGAAUAACCACGCGAUUUCACAGGGGUUAGCGUUACUGGCAUGUGUCUACAGAGGCGAUGCAACUUUCCUCCCCCUUUUCUGUAGCUGUCGGAAACAAACCCAAGUAGCUUCGCUUUUUAAAGGGCUACUGCGACAGCUCGGUUUGCGUGGAGUCCGUCAGGUGGAGCACAGGAAUAAAACUGAAGACGUCCCUCACGGUAGACCAGUGCUGGAGUGACCGGAGUAUGCUGAACGCAAUUUAAAACGCAAGCAAAGGCUGAAAUAGUCGGUUUAUUUUGAACACACUACAAGUUCAUCAAGGAGCAAUACUGUGCAACCUGAAAGGUUUCCCUAACCGAAUUGCACACAUGAUGGUUUCCCGUACUUCGCCUGCAAAACCCACUAUGUCUGCACGCGGAGUCGUAUAAGUCCACACAGCCUUCGAUUCCGGUUGAAAACAGCGGCAGCGCUUCUGGUACAAAAACCUGGACUGUGGAGCGGUAGGAAUUAAGCAUGACCAAGCCUGAGAGGAAAAGCAGCGUGUCUGCGCGGAGACCGUCUGCCGAUGACCAGGUCAACGGUACAAUGGACGCCGUGGUGCCCACUGGCACCCCUGACCUCGUAAAACCUAAAGCUCCCAAGCAUUUAUCUAGGGAGAACAGCUUUCGAAGGACAACGGAGUCUGAGGUGUUUGAUGAUGGAACCAACACCUUUUUCUGGAGGGCUCAUACCUUAACAGUCCUGUUCAUCCUGACAUGCGCGCUGGGGUAUGUGACACUGCUUGAAGAGACUCCUCAGGACACGGCCUACAACACAAAAAGGGGCAUUGUGGCCAGCAUCUUGGUGUUCUUGUGCUUUGGCGUGACGCAGGCUAAAGACGGGCCAUUCUCCAGGCCCCACCCAGCAUACUGGAGGUUCUGGCUGUGUGUCAGCGUCGUGUAUGAGCUCUUUCUCAUCUUCAUUCUGUUCCAGACUGUGCACGAUGGGAGGCAGUUCAUGAAGUAUAUCGACCCCAGACUGGGCGUCCCUCUGCCGGAGAGAGACUAUGGAGGAAAUUGUCUUAUUUAUGACCCAGGCAAUCAGACAGACCCCUACCACAAUGUUUGGGACAAGAUGGAUGGCUUUGUACCUGCACAUUUCAUUGGCUGGUAUAUAAAAACCUUGAUGAUCCGGGACUGGUGGAUGUGCAUGAUCAUCAGUGUGAUGUUCGAGUUCCUGGAGUACAGCCUGGAGCACCAGCUGCCCAACUUCAGCGAGUGCUGGUGGGACCAUUGGAUUAUGGAUGUAGUUGUCUGCAAUGGUCUUGGAAUAUACUGUGGCAUGAAGACCCUGGAGUGGCUGUCCAUGAAGACCUACCAGUGGCAGGGUCUGUGGAACAUUCCAACAUACAAGGGCAAAAUCAAGAGGAUUGCUUUCCAGUUCACCCCUUACAGCUGGGUGAAGUUCGAAUGGAAGCCGGCGUCCAACUUGCGAAGAUGGCUGGCAGUCUGUGGGAUCAUUUUCGUGUUCCUGCUGGCGGAGCUCAACACCUUCUACCUGAAGUUUGUCCUUUGGAUGCCCCCGGAACACUACCUGGUGCUGCUGCGCCUGGUCUUCUUUGUGAAUGUGGGCGGCGUGGCCAUGAGGGAGAUCUACGACUUCAUGGACGACCCGAAAUUCUACAAAAAGCUGGGGCAGCAGGCCUGGAUGGUGGCCGCCAUCACAGUGACCGAGUUUCUGAUAGUGGUGAAAUACGACCCCCACACCAUCACUCUGCCCAUUCCUUUCUUUGUUACCCAGUGCUGGAUUCUGGGAAUCAUCCUGAUUCUGACCUGGACCCUCUGGAGGUUCUUUAUCCGAGACAUCACCCUGCGCUACAAGGAGACUCGGCGGAGGCAGCAGGAGGGCGUGGGCGAGCGUGACAAGACCCAGAGCAACGGCAGUGCCAGCGCGGCCGGGCGGGGCAAGCUCAAUGGUGGGGAGACUGCUCGGCACAGGAAGUCCUGAGCACUCCUGCAGGGCACUGUGGGUGGCUGGGGGAGCCACUGCAGAAGCUUCAUGCCCUACAUGUUUUGCACACUGGGAAAUUUGUAUGGAUGCAAAGAGUUAAACUGCAAGAUAACUGCAAGAGUUAGUCAUUCCACUGGUUGUCACUGAUAAUGCUAUUCCAGGAAACUCUUACCCAUGAGAGGAUCUAAAUCCUUUCCAAAUAUGGGGGGAAAUUGUUUUAUAAAGAUCACCUUGAUUGAGUUAUUUCUUCAAAAGGAUAGUGGGCUCUUUUUCUUUUAAAUUUAUACAUUUAUAAAAUGUUAGCUUGUUCCAAAAGUGUCCAGAUCGCACACUGAGAGGGGCAGUUCUUUAACGUUGCUUUAGAAAGUAACAUUUGAUCGUAUAGCAUAGAGAUUUGAAGUGAUGCUGUGGUGACUUUUAGAGUACCACAUGAGGUUUCCCCAUGUACAGUAUCAGCCUUGAUUGAUUUAUUUCUUAAACACUAGGGUGGGGUUUAUGUCCUUUGACAGUUCUUUCAGUUGGUCUGAACAGUUCUAUGUUGGUUACCAGUCGGGGAACAUUUUUGACCACUUCUAGAUCACAGCAGGUUGUCCAUUCUUGCAGAACAAUGUCUGGACUAUCAGGGGGCUCCAGUAUCCUGAGGCUCAGACUGACGUGACCCCUAGGGACAAUGGAGCUGGCUGGGAUUCCUUUCCACUGCUCUGCUCCUACAGGUGUCUCCUCACAGGCUUCUACUCUGUACAUGAUGUUUCUCUCUGUGUCUUUCAACACAGUCCUGUGCUACAGAGGAAAAACAAACAGGACUGCCCUGUCAGAGCAGCUCCUGACACCAGCCUGGCAAGUGGCACUGCAAGAGUGAGGAGUAACAGUCAGAGGAGCUGCUACAAAUUUUCUUUAUUAACACUACAACGUUAGUCCCUGUGGAUUUGCGUACACUUUGCACAUUGACAGGUGUUCCCUGCAUCUGAAGGCCUGUUUGUGGGUGUGCAACUGGCUGUGCUCUCACAAGCUGGAGGAGAGCUGUCUGGGGGCCCGGGGUGUUGCCCUGCGUUUCUCUUACGCUCUGACCUGCUUUUUGAUUCUUUCUGCCUAACGUCAUAUUAUAGAUUAAUUUCAUAAAUUAGCAGUGUGAUCUGGACACUGUAUAGAACCAUGAGAAACAUGUAGUUUUGUUUAGUGUUUGGGAUUGAGGGAUUGAGUCCUUUCAUAAAGCCAAGACUUUUGGUCUUAUUUUUCUGGAACUUAAGGUGGUUGAAAUCCCUUUUUUUAAUGGUGAAAGAAGAAUAAGAAUAGAAACUGACAUGCAAUGGGUAAUGAUCUUUAUGUAAAGAUGUAUAUCCUUCCCUUUACAGUAAAGUUUGAACUGAUUAUAGGGUGUUGGUCUUAGAAUAUAUAUUUUAAUGGUUUGCGUGGAAAGUUACAGGCCCUUAUUUUUCCACUUGCAGCUUACUGGUCAGAUUUUUCUUUCAGAUGGAGCUGAAUGAACAAGAUAUGCAGAUAGAACUGAGUGGAACAUUGAGCCAAUGGCGUUUCAUUUCUGUGGCAUAUAAGAAUUUGAACUUCAUUCAAGUAAUUCAGAACAAAAGUAGAGGGGGAUAUCAUGGUUGGGGGAAAAUACUGCUCUCGCUGCUUUGUGAAAUGAUUCGCCAUGAACGUAAAAGUGGUGCAAAAGUUUAAUGGGUAAAAGAAACUACAAAAAAUUACUAAAAACUGGAAACACUGGUUACGUUGUUCAUAAGGCUUAUUAAUAGAGAAGGACUCUCAUGUGAGUGCAAAUCAAAAACAAAAGUCAAAAAGAAUAAUGCCUGCUUAUUUCCCCUCCUGUGGAGGGGCAAGAGUUUGCUUUGUGUUGUGUAAGUUGAUGUGAUUGGGAUUCCUGUCCUGAUAUUUGAAGGCCGCAGUGAUAUCAGGGUGAUGUCAGUCUGUGUUCCGCCUGUGAGGUACCGCAGUCCUUGUGUCGUGCGUCAGAAGAUGAGUGCUUGAUCCUCAUUCUCUCCGAGCAGCACAGGAGUCGCCGCUGUGAGCCAAGAUGCAAAGAAUCAAUUGCAGAUUUUAAACUGAACAGAUAUGAAAUGGGAAAAAAAAAAUCCUGAAACAGCUGCUGUACUAAUGAUUACAGAGUGUGCUGCAAAAAGAAUAAUUUGUAGAGUUUCAAAUCAACAGCUGUCAUUUCACUUUGAAAUAAGGGCAUUUAUUAUACAGGAGUGGGAAUCUUCUGUCAGAAUACAAUCUUUUCAGCUGGUGAAUUGUCCGUUACUAAAACAGCAGGUGACUUGCUAGUCACUAAGUAGCUCUAAUGUCUAUAUGUUCAAGAACAAAGUGUUUAAAGCCAUACAGUUUUCACUCACUAAUUUUUCAGUUGUACAUUUUUGAGCCAUUUUAAUUAAUAUAACAAUUACUUGAAUUUUUAAUGUUUUUUUUUUUUCUAAUCCUGAAACCAUUGAAGUCCGGUAGUAUAAAGUGGCAUCUUGGUGCUAUGAAUACUACACAAAAUAAAAUCCAUUGCACUGAAGAAGUUACAGGUGGAAGCAACUGUUUAUUGAAUAGAGUAUUCCAUGGAUCUCUGUGGUUCCUGUUUUAGCUGCUGUGAUAGGUAUAGUUUUGUGCAAAGUAACAGUGUGAACAGUUUUGAUGUCUGCCUAUUUGCAAUAUGAUGUAUCAGGUUAUACACCAUCUAAAUAUCGUACCAGUUUGCCUAUAUGAUGUACCAUAGAAAAUGCUGUAUACUGUUAUUAAUCUUGAAUGUAAUCUGAGUCAGUCUGAAUUUUGAAAGAAGAGUGAGGUCUGGAAAAGAUUUGCGUGCUUUCUCCUGGACGUACCCCAGUAACAGUCUGGUUUCCACACUAUUUCACACAACCGCCACUGAUUUCCCCUGCCCUGCUUGUGCUGUGUGCUCUCUGAGCCGAGAUGGAGAUUUACAGGAGCAUUAGUUGUUUUUAUUUGUAAAUUCAAGCAGCUAUUUAUCAGCUAGGGAGGGAGUUGAGAGAAUUUUGUUUUGACCAGAACUGACCAAUAUAAAAUGAUUUAAGGCCCCUAAAUCGCAGCAGCAAAGUGCUCGUUUAAUGUACCACAGUGUGCUGAAACUAAUGCAAUUCAGUGUUGUGACUGUUCUGAUUUGGUCAAGGCUGCUCUGUUUAGUGCUUUUUCUUUUCUUUCGUGGCUUCUGUUUCUCAAGGCUGUAUGUGAACCUUGAGUAUAAUGCCAAGGGUUGUAGGUUGCAGCAGCUUGUUUCUUUACAUUUUUACAUAGUCUGCUUAGUGACAUGUACACACCGUGCCUGCCCUUCUCUCAGUGUUGAGGUAUAAGACUCCCUUCUCCCCUUGCCCAAGCUCCUUUCUGCUAGCUGUGUUUUGCUGGAGGUUUUUCAUAUCCCAGCAGCCUUUGCUGUGCAAACUUAAUAGGACACUUAAAAAUAGCAAUCCUUUAUCUGCAUGUGGAAAACGGUAAAAGGAACAAUCGGCACUUGGGAAUGUCACAUUUCUGCCUUGUUCUAUAUUUGUGUUAUUAAAAUAGGACAGGAGCCUCAACUUUAUAUGUUUCUCUGCAUUAUACUUGUGGUACAUGUCUGAUGUCUCAAAAGUGCAAACUCUGCCAACUCAUUAACAGAAACAGGUCUCCUGAAGGCAGGUGUGUGAGUCUGUUGUCCACUCUUCUUAAGAAACGUCAGACUGGCUCAUUUAGUGAAUUAAACACUAAUUCUUUUUAGCCUAAGUACUUAAGAAAAAAGGUGAUUUCUAGUACCGACAUUGUGUACUGAAGUCUCUUCCGAUACACAUUUUUACAAGAAAAAAAAUUCUGAUGCCUGUAAAUUAUGGUCCAAUUUAAGCCUGAAUCUCUUUCAGUCACGCAGCCCAUUGCAUGCUGGUGAUAUAAGCUGAGCACCUUGCAAGUCCAUGUUCUUUACCUGUGGCAAAACCCUAUCUGACAUCAAACUUCCUGUAUAAUCCAGCAUCCAAAGCUCUUUCUGUUCUUGUCAUCCUGCUGGCACAGUGUAAUCAGGCUCAGAACGCUGAGUCUACCGUGUUGGACUGAAACAUGAAUUUAGCAAAUCAGUGCAAACAUUUUAUAAUGUUUUCAAUAAAAAAAUGCUGAAUGACUCAAAAA
This is a messenger RNA of Lepisosteus oculatus (spotted gar), 6302 nucleotides long. RefSeq names its product phosphatidylserine synthase 2 (gene ptdss2). The record is from RefSeq and is a predicted model, not a curated record. Lineage: Eukaryota; Metazoa; Chordata; Actinopteri; Semionotiformes; Lepisosteidae. Gene Ontology annotation, molecular function: L-serine-phosphatidylethanolamine phosphatidyltransferase activity. Gene Ontology annotation, biological process: phosphatidylserine biosynthetic process.